UUAGCUUUCUCCUUUUUUGCCCCGGAACCGGAAUUGUUGUAUCUUUCCCUUAGAGGAGAAAUAAAGGAAAGGCCCAGUUGCUACACCACAGCCUCCUUUAAUUCCCCCUUACUGAUCCAGAGAAAUUGCUACUGUGGGACCAACCAAAAGGAGUAGCUGAUGACAAAAUGGAAGCCCCGCCAGGAGCCAAAGUGUGGGAAGAGUUGGAGGCAGUGGGGAAAAGCCCCCGAGUCCUGCCUGGAGGACAUAGGAGAGGUUUUCUGCAAAGGACACUGGGAAACCAGAUUAAAGAAGAACCAGGAGAAGGGUUUCAUCAGCUGUGGGAAGCCCAGUUGCAGGAGUUCCUGAAGACUCUGGAGUCUCCACAUUCUGGGUUGGGAACCACGGAGUUGCCAGAGCCGCCGAAGCCAUGGGGAGACGCUCAGGCCUUCCUGGUCUCCUUCGAGCAGGUGGCUGAGGCCUGCCGGUGGCCCAAGGAAGAGUGGGCGGCCCGGCUCCUGCCUGCCCUGAGCGGAGAAGCGGAGCGGGCCUUUCACCGGCUGGAGGCCCAAGACAGGGAGGAUUAUGGGAAGGUGAAGGCGGCCAUCUUGCGAGGAGAUGCCCUGAGCCGGGAGAAGCAGCGGCAGCACUUCCGGCAUUUCUGCUACCAGGAGGCCGCGGGGCCGCGGGGGGCGUAUAGCCAGCUGCGGGAACGUUGCUGUCGCUGGCUCAAAGUGGAGAAGCACAGCAAGGAGCAGAUCCUGGAGCUGCUGGUUCUGGAGCAGCUGCUGACCAUCCUGCCUCUGGAGGUCCAGACCUGGGUGAGGGAAGUCGGGCCCGAGACCUGUUCCCAGGCGGUGGCCCUGGCUGAGGACUUCCUGCUGAGGCAGCAGGAGGCCGAGAGGCAGAAGUCACAGGUUCUGAUUCCGCUGGGGGCUGACGCGGCUGUGAGCAACUCCGAGGCCAAGCAGCCACUGUCUGACACCGGAUGGACCCCAUUCAGUGGAGACACCAGACCGGAAAGACAACAGGCUCCUCAGCUGCUGGCAAAAAGGUGGUCGGAGGGGUGUGAGGAGGGAAAAUAUGCCCCAGAGGUGGGUCCACACAGAAGAUCUGUGGGGAAAGCAGAAGAGAACAUUCCCCAGGACCAUGUGCCAGAAGUGGUCUCUGGGAAUGAGCCCAGACUAGGGGACCAGCGGGAAGCCUGUCCGGAGGAGAUCAACCGGGAAACCUUUCCUUGUGGAAACACUGGUGUGGAAAUCCCCAUCUACCCACAAACCCUUGCAGGCUGCAGCCAAGUGAGCGAGCACAAAGAGUAUAACCCACCGGAAGGUCCAGAGGUGAGGCGGUACAGGGGGUAUCCAGGGACGCACAGGAGAAUCCACGUCAGGGAGAUGCCCUUUCACUGUGCCGAAUGCGGCAAGAAUUUCAGCCGCAAGCACCACCUCAUGCGCCAUCAGCUGAUCCACACCGGGGAGAAGCCGUUCAAGUGCUCUGCGUGCGGCAAGACCUUCGUUCAGAUUUCGGACCUUACGCGGCACGAGAGGACGCACACGGGGGAAAAGCCUUACCGGUGCACAGCUUGCGGGAAAAGCUUCAGCCGCAAGUCCGUCCUCCUCGCCCACCUGAUGGCGCACACGGGGGAAAAGCCGUACACGUGUCUGCUGUGCGGGAAACGGUUCCGCUCUCGCCAAGGCCUCAUCCAUCACAAAACGCUCCACGCCAGGGAGAAAGCGUAUAAAUGCGCUUACUGCACCGAGGCCUUCAGCCUGCGGCCCCAGCUUAUUCUCCAUGAGCGGAUGCAUGCAGGAGAGAAGCCGUAUCGGUGCACGACUUGUGGGAAGAGCUUCAGCAAUAGCACAAUUCUGACUAAGCACGAAAUGAGUCAUGCGGGGACAAACCGUGUCAGCAAGGGGUGCUGAAUGCCAACUCUAGUGCUGAAUUCCCUCUGAAUUCAGGGAAGUCAUUAACGGACAGAUUCCAGGAGUGGAGAGGGCAGAAAUAUCCUCCAGUUUUAACUUAAAGCUCUUACUGCCAGUAACUAAGUCUUAGGAGGUGCAUUUGCAACUUUUAGAAUGGAGGGAAGCCACAAAGAGUUGUGUGGGUUGGUGUGGCCAUCUGCAACCCAAGGUGGUCAAAAAUGGCGCGCACGACUGCGUGGCUUGCUUGGUUUUCUCAACUUGCUUACUGUGGUCUGCCCCUGCAGCAGAACAAGGCGCUUGAAUUUUUUAAAAACAUUUAGGGAAGUUUUAGGGGGAAAGUAAUGUAUUUUAGUUCCUAGAAAGGUGCGGUUGAUGGGGAUUUGAGUUAGGAUGUUUCUGUAGUAGCAGGCCCAGUUGUGGGAUUCCCUUCUUAGGAAGGCUAAGUUGGUUUGUUCAGUGUUUACUUAAGACUGGGGGUCCCUAUUUGGGAAACUGCUGUUUCAACACCAUAGAUGCCUAAGGGAGUUGCUACUUUGGCAUCAGCCUUUUCCCUUGUGGAACAUAGGCUGUGUCUUUUUAAACAAGAGUGUGUUCCACCUUUGUUGGACAUUUAAUAAGGGACUAUCUAACUUAGCUAAUCGCUGGCAAUGCAAUACAGCUAAAGCUUCUUUUGAACGUAUGAUUUAGCAAUAUGCAGGAGUCGCUUCUUUCGCAGAGAAAGCUGCUAAAUUUUGUAUUGGAACAGACUUUAAUACUGACGAAUUUACCUGCUCUUAUAAAUUAUUUACCUGUCUUCUGGAAAUUGAAAGAUGGAAGGGGAAAUGGAUUCUUCGUGCCACUUUGACAAGUAAAGGCGGACUUUAUAAAACUUCCAAUCAUGUACUCGAUUGGGGAGCUAACAAUGUUUUCAGCUUGUGAACAGGUGGUGUAUAGACGCCAACUUCAAAUGGAUGCUUAAUUUGAAUAAGUGGAUCACUUUUGUUGAAGCUGUGAAUAAUUGCUACAAAAUUGUAUGCAUUUCAUAGACAGCCAUGUAUUUAUAUUUUAAAAAUGUGAAAAUUAAAAAAUUGGGUGACUGAGAUGCCAUGUUGAGACUGUUGCAUUAGAUGGUUAAAAACCAUUGUGCCAGCAACCUUUAAAGUGAUGGACGUCACUUUUUCAUUGGCGCGUCUUCCCUACUUUGUUGUAUGUUUUGGCUUGCUUGGAACAAUUGUCUUUAUUGUGUUUUACACUGUAAUUGUAAAUUGUCUGGAGUGCUCACUGAGUGGAGGGGAGUCUCAGAAAUACACUAAAGAAAUAAAAAAUAA
Molecule: messenger RNA, 3208 nt
Organism: Varanus komodoensis (Komodo dragon)
Lineage: Eukaryota; Metazoa; Chordata; Lepidosauria; Squamata; Varanidae
Product: zinc finger protein 397-like
Exons: 5
Coding region: 168-1901 (577 amino acids)
Biological process (GO): regulation of transcription by RNA polymerase II
Molecular function (GO): RNA polymerase II cis-regulatory region sequence-specific DNA binding; DNA-binding transcription factor activity, RNA polymerase II-specific
Source: RefSeq, a predicted model, not a curated record